CGCAAAGCAGAAACCAGGAACAGAACUGCCCCAGGGCAGGAAAAAAAAGCAAGGUGAUUGGGGUGGAGUCGACACGACCUACUACUGUUCAGUCACAGACUCCAGUGGACUAGCUACUCACAAGUUUAGUAUUUUGCCCUUCCCCUCUUUGGUUUGGACAAUUGAGGGAAUCCCUGAAGAAUAGAGUUUUAAACGUCUCUAUCUAUUAUUUUGGAUACGUCAACGUCUUGCUACUUGUAACAACACAGCCGCAGCAUGGGGGCACCAGCAACAGCGUACGACGAGAAGAAGGAAACAUGCGGGACCGUCUGUCUGAAGUACCUCCUAUUCACAUUCAACUUCCUUUUCUGGCUGGCAGGCGGCGUGGUGAUGGCGGUGGGCAUCUGGACGCUGGUGGAGAAGAGCGACUACAUCAGCCUGCUCUCCUCCGCGACCUACGCCGCCUCCGCCUACAUCCUGAUCCUAGCCGGGGCCAUAGUCAUGGUGACGGGAGUGCUGGGUUGCUGCGCCACCUUCAAGGAGCAGAGGAGGCUGCUGAGAGUGUACUUUGUCCUGCUGCUGUGUAUCUUCCUGCUGGAGAUCCUCGCCGGUGUCCUGGCCUACAUCUAUUACCAGCAGCUCAAUGAGGAGCUGAAACAGAACCUGCAGGAGACCAUGGUGCAGAAGUACAGGCAGCCAGAGCAGGAGCACGUCACCAAAGCAGUGGACAAGCUGCAGCAGGAGUUUAAGUGCUGUGGCAGCAACAGCUCGUCCGACUGGGGCGAGAGCGUGUGGAUCCGCACCAAUGAGGCGGAUGGCAGGUUGGUGCCGGACAGCUGCUGUAAGACCCAGACGCUGGGCUGCGGCCACAGGGACCACCCAUCAAACAUCUACAAGGUGGAGGGGGGUUGUAUCACCAAAUUGGAGAACUUCAUUUUGGACCACCUGAAGAUCAUUGGAGCGGUGGGCGUGGGCAUCGCCUGUGUACAGAUUGUGGGGAUGGUGUUUACUUGCUGUCUAUAUCGGAGUUUGAAGGCAGAGCCUUACUGAGAGUAGAACACGAAGAGAAGGAAAAGGGAGGGGUCUAGUCUCUGCCACCUAGUGUCAUCAUAUUCCAGCGACCCGUUUAGCCAUGGGGUCUACCACUGUGCCAUGCAAACAGAAGAGGACGAUAUGUGUAAUAGAUGCUCUUAUGAUAGUGUCUCUCAAUCCAUUCCUUGGGGGGACCAUUUUGGUUCUAGCCUAGCACUAACUCCCCUGAUUCAACAAAUCAAGGGCUUGAUUUGUUGAUUCAAUUGUAUUGAGCUAGAAUUCCUAGGGGGUCCCCACUUGAAAUGGAGAAUCAGAUUUAUGCAAGCCGUUACUUGCUGUCGGAUCCACAAUGCUCUAUAUUUUGGUAGUGUGCAACAACAGAGCAGUUGGUGUAACCUAGUGUGAUGUAAAGAUCAGUGGACCAAAAUGGCCCGUGUAUGAGAACAGCUUGCCUUAACGUUGCAAUAUUCAUGACUGGGGCUUAAUGAGCGAGAACUGACCUCUGGGGCCGAUUACCAUAGCAACACAUGUUCUUUAUACAUCAAGUAGCUAUUUAUACAUCUAUACACACCUUUUACACUGUUUCUCUCUCAACUUUUUAAUUGUUAGUUUAUUAGAAUUUUUUAAAUUUGUUUUAACACAAGGGAUUUCUACACUUAUGCCAAAGUUGUCGUCAACACUGACUUUGUGUAAAAUCAUAUCAAACUGACUACUCCUGCAAGCCUUUUUCAUGUGUACUGAACAAAUAUAUAAAUGCGACAAUUUCAAAGAUUUUACUGUGUUACAGUUCAUAGAAGGAAAUCAGUCAAUUGAAGUAAAUUCAACAGACCCUAAUCUAUGGAUUUCACAUGACUGGGUAGGGGUGCAGCCAUGGGUGGGCCUUGGAGGGCAUAGGCCCACCUACCCACCUACUUGGCAGCCAGGACCACAGACUGGGGAACAAGGCCCAGGCAAUCAGAACUAGUUAUUCCCCACAAAAGGGCUUUAUUACAGACAGAAAUAAUCCUCAGCACUCCCCAAACCUCCCCCUCUUGAGACAAUCCCGCAGGUGAAGAAGCCAGAUGUCAAGGUCCUUUGCUGGCGUGGUUACACGUGGUCUGCGGUUGUGAGGCCGGUUGGACGUACUGCCAAAUUCUCUAAAACUAUGUCUUAUGGUAGAGAAAUGAACAUGUAAUUAUCUGGCAACAGCUCUGGUGGACAUUCCUGCAGUCAGCAUGCCAAUUGCAUUCUCCCUCAAAACUGGAGACAUCUGUGUCAUUGUGUUGUGUGACAAAACUGCACAUUUUAAAGUGGCCUUUUAUUGUCCCCAGCACCUGUGUAAUGGUCAUGCUGUUUAAUCAGCUUCUUGAUAUGCCAAACCUGUCAGGUGGAUGGAUUAUCUUGGCAAAGGAGAAAUGCUCACAAACAGGAAUUUAAACAAUUUCAGGGAUCUUUUAUUUCAGCUCAUGAAACAUGGGACCAACACUUUACGUGUUGCAUUUAUAUUUUUGUUCAGUAUAUAUUCUGAUUGUCUUUGUGCCUUUGAAGAUAACAUUUUUUAUGAAGUUUUGCUUUUAUUCACACCAUGUUAUUUUAUUGUGUAUUUAACAGACCAAUAGGAGGAUUUUAUUAUAAGCGUGCCUCAAAGACGCCACAAAUGAAUAAACUGCUGUAUUUCUGUCGGUUUUCCUCUAUACAUGGAAGUAUUUAGCUGAAAUAAACACAAUUAAACCUG
Messenger RNA from Salmo salar (Atlantic salmon), 2725 nucleotides. Its product is annotated as CD151 antigen. Gene Ontology annotation, cellular component: plasma membrane. Gene Ontology annotation, biological process: cell migration. NCBI's taxonomy places the organism in Eukaryota, Metazoa, Chordata, Actinopteri, Salmoniformes, Salmonidae. The record is from RefSeq and is a predicted model, not a curated record.